Molecule: messenger RNA, 1173 nt
Organism: Psylliodes chrysocephalus
Lineage: Eukaryota; Metazoa; Arthropoda; Insecta; Coleoptera; Chrysomelidae
Source: the annotation of a GenBank genome assembly
AUGUCUCUUCUCUAUUCGAGCGAAUCGUCAGGAGUUCAAUCUCUCUGCUUAAACAUCUCUACGACGGAAUGCCUUCCUUGUCACAUUAACAAUUCCACGACUGGCGUUUCCUUUUUCGGCGGAGACGAGCCCGAUUUGAACGAGGAUCCCAGGAUAGAGUCGCUGCGGAGGUACUCGUACGCGUUCGCUUUGCCGUCCAUUUGCUUUCUGGGCAUCAUCGGGAAUAUUUUCAAUUUGAUCGUCUUGACGAGGCGGAAUAUGAGAGGACCUGCUUAUAUCUACAUGAGAGGUUAUUCUGGAGCAGCCCUCCUAGCAAUAUGCUUCGCCCUGCCAUUCGCGUGGAGGGUCCUGGUCCACCGCGAACAAGGCCAUUGGGAACAACCUCUCUCGGCCUACUACUUCGCUCAUUUAGAACUGUUUCUAGGUAACGGCUGUCUAGGUGUCGGAGUCUUGAUGCUCCUAGCGCUAACUCUGGAAAGAUACGUCAGCGUAUGUCAUCCAGGACACGCCAGACCAAUCCUCGGAUCGCCCCCUCGAGUGGUCACCGUAAUUCCGUUACUAACCCUCAUCUUAUACAUUCCAAAUCUAUUCCGCAACAGGGUCAGAACGUGUCAAUUAUUGCCCGAAGGAACCAUUUUGUACCAAAGAGUGGAAGACACCGAAUACCUAAUGAGUCCUCUAUAUAGUGUAUAUAAAGUGUUUUUAGAACUUAUCUACAAAGUGCUGCCGAUCAUUUUACUCGCCGCUUUGAACCUGAGAAUACUAAUAGUGUACAGGCGAUCGUGCGAUAGACGAAGAAAGAUGACGUUGAGCCGGAAGUGUUCCGGCGAAGAGGAUCCAAAGAAAUUCGCCGAAGAAAGAAGGCUGGUGUUGCUGUUGGGGUCGACUAGCAUUUUGUUUUUGGUAUGCGUGACGCCGAUGGUGCUACUGAACGUGACCCUUUCGGAUGCGAAUUUGGUGAAUUAUCCUUAUCAAGUAUUCCGAGCGAUCGCCAAUCUUUUAGAAAUAACCAACUACUCCAUAACAUUCUACAUUUACUGUUCGUUUUCCGAAGACUUUCGGAACACGUUACUGCGAACGUUGAGACUGCGCAGCGCCAAUCCGUUGAGAGGAGCCGUCAAAAAUCCUCAACCCACAGCGACGACAACCAUCACCCAACCGAAGGGCGUGUGA